Aricia agestis (brown argus) is the source of this 1068-nucleotide messenger RNA. RefSeq names its product methionyl-tRNA formyltransferase, mitochondrial. Lineage: Eukaryota; Metazoa; Arthropoda; Insecta; Lepidoptera; Lycaenidae. Bases 1 to 1056 code for a protein of 351 amino acids. Gene Ontology annotation, molecular function: methionyl-tRNA formyltransferase activity. Gene Ontology annotation, biological process: conversion of methionyl-tRNA to N-formyl-methionyl-tRNA; biosynthetic process. The record is from RefSeq and is a predicted model, not a curated record. Gene Ontology annotation, cellular component: mitochondrion. The transcript has 5 exons.
AUGACAUUCCUAGUGUAUAACCUAUCGUGUUUAUUAUCUAGUAAAACAUUAAGAAAUUACUAUAAAUACUAUAAUUAUACCUGCAACAGGUCCUAUUAUAAUGUUUUAUUUUUCGGAUCCGAUUCAAUCGCACUUAAAAGUUUACAAAAGGUUAAUGAAUACAGGAAAAAAGGAGAUAGAAUUAAUCGUCUAGACUUCGUCACAUCUAAUAAUAGUAAAAAUAAAACUGCGAUUGAACUGUAUGCGCAAAGCGAAGAAAUCAAAACAUUAUCUUGGCCAAAUUUAAACAUACGUAAAGGAGAGUAUGAUUUGGGAUUGAUAGUAGCGUUUGGACACCUCAUCAAAGAUGAUGUCCUAAGAAACUUUCCUUUAGGAAUGAUAAAUAUCCACCCAAGUCUUUUGCCCCGAUGGCGUGGAGCCGCACCUAUAAUUUACACUUUACUGCAUGGUGAAGAAGAAACUGGUGUCUCACUAAUGAAAAUAAAACCAGACAUAUUUGAUGUGGGUGAAAUUAUAAGUCAAGUGAGAGUUCCAGUGUCCACUGAGAUCAAGCUGCCAGAAUUAACAGAGCAAUUAUCUGACAUUGGUGCCGACAUGCUUGUUGAGUGCCUGAAGACCCUUCCCACUAGCUUAGAAAAUGCCAGACCUCAAAGUAACGAAGGUGUCACUUAUGCAAAGAAAAUCAGUAAAAGCAUUAGUGAGGUAAGAUGGAAAGAAAUGACUGCCAAAGAAGUAUACAAUCUCUAUAGAGCUGUGUAUGGGCUAUAUCCACUAUCCACUAAAUUUAGAGACAAAAAUAUGAAGCUGUUUAAAGCAUUUUUACUGAAGACAGAGGAAGUAGAUACUAGUCAAGAAGUUGGUGCUAUACAAUACUGCAGUAAAACAAAUGCUGUAAGAAUUCUUUGUAAAGACAGAAGGUAUAUUUACUUCAAAUCACUUAGAAUAGUAGGUAAGCGGGAGAUUUCAGCUCUAGAUUUUUAUAAUGGUUACAUAAAAAAUGUUUCUUUAGACAAAAGAAAAUUAUUUCUCUGCUGUUGGAAUGUUAGUAGCGAAUAGAAUAUUAUAUAA